GCGAGCCGAGAGGAGGGAAGUCAGUCACCUGGCGGUGAAGGACAGUAAAACACGGACGGAGAGGGAAAUCUCUGCCUCUCUCUCCCUUCUCCUCUGCAAGAGAUCCAGCUCCUGUUUUCCUCCCAACUCUUUCAGCAUAACCUUCAAAGAAGACUAUACCUUACAGACUUUAUUUUAUUAUAUAUAUAUAUGUGUGUAUAUAUACAGUACUAUUAUUAUUAUUACUGAAAGACUAUCUUUAGCUGCAAAACAAUUUUUGAGCCUAUGCAGGACUUGGGGGAUUUUUUUGUCUUGCCAGCGAAAUUGUUCAUCGCUAAUGUCUUGCGCUCACAGGGUGCUAAAUUAGCUACCAGACUACUCUGGUAGCAUGACGGAGAAAGGCUUUUAUCACAGACUGUUCUCUUCAGUUUGAACACAUUUGCUUGAAAUUUGCUGCAUGAUGCUGUCCAGGGAAGCAGAAUUUUUUUUUCUCGGGAUACAGCGAUUCGCCGCUUUCUGAGCUUAUUGCAGAAGAAAAAAAAAAUCUUUAAACUGAGUGGAUUUGGGUUUGUUUUCUUUUUUUUUUUUUUCUCUGCUGUCUUCUCCUUUCACUGCCAGAGGAUGCGAAUCUAUUUCACCAGGGAAGGAUCACCUGUCGCUUUAAUCCUUAAGGGAGUUAUUUAAAAAAAAAAAAAAGUGAAAUAUUUUAUUUAUUUAUUUAUUUAUUUAUUUUAACCGGUGGAGGCGUGAUCGCGGAGAAUGAGACUGAGGGGAGCUGCCAGGGUUUGGAGGACAAGGCUGAGUUUAGGCUGGAAACUGAGAGACUAGAUUCCCCCCCUCCCUUUUUUUAUUUUCUCCCCCCCUCUUGUUCUUUUUUAUUUUUUGGCACAACUUCCGUAGUUUCCAGUCCGCUCCGUUCAGUUUCGCUCUAUGGACAGAUCAGCAAACCUGGACACGGAGGAGCUCAAGAUGACACGAGAGCAGUAUAUAUUAGCAACACAACAGAACAGCCUUCCAAGGACUGAACAUCCUCAGUUUUACCCAGUAGGGAUUUAUGGAUGGAGAAAGAGGUGCUUAUACUUCUUUGUCCUUCUGCUGUUGGUUACCAUGAUUGUUAAUUUAGCAAUGACAAUAUGGAUUUUGAAGGUCAUGAAUUUCACAGUGGAUGGAAUGGGAAAUUUGAGAGUCACUAAAAAAGGAAUACGACUUGAAGGAAUAUCUGAAUUUCUACUUCCACUAUAUGUGAAAGAAAUCCAUUCCCGAAAGGAUAGCCCACUGGUCUUACAGUCUGACAGAAAUGUAACAGUGAAUGCAAGAAAUCACAUGGGACAGUUAACUGGACAACUGACAGUAGGAGCUGAUGCUGUGGAAGCUCAGUGUAAGAGAUUUGAAGUGAGAGCAAGUGGCAGUGGAAAAGUAUUGUUUUCUGCAGAUGAAGAUGAGAUUGUCAUCGGAGCUGACAGACUGAAAGUAACAGGCACAGAAGGGGCAGUGUUUGGGCACUCUGUGGAGACACCCCAUAUCAGAGCAGAACCUUCCCAAGACCUCAAACUUGAAUCUCCUACUAGAUCUUUGGUGAUGGAAGCACCCAGGGGAGUGCAAGUCAAUGCAGCUGCAGGAGACUUAAAGGCUACCUGUAGGAAAGAGCUGCACUUACAGUCCACAGAAGGGGAGAUAUUUUUAAACGCAGAUACAAUCCGCCUGGGAAACCUACCAAUGGGCUCCUUUUCAUCCUCUUCCUCCUUCUCCUCCUCCUCCUCACCCAGCUCUUCAGCUCCUCGCCAGACUAUCUAUGAGCUCUGCGCCUGUCCCAAUGUUCUGUUCGGUUUCCCUUGUGACCAGUUCGAUGCUUCAAACAGCCUGCAGAGCAACUUCUUCCACUGUAAGCAGGAAUACAGCGCUGCCUUCUCUUGUGGUUUGUGCUGCCACUCAACACAGAGAUGGGAGAGAGAUCAAUGUAUUCUUCAUCAGGAAACCUAGAACACAAAUCACCUUUUUUUCCAAAAAGGGACAAUAACACAGGUGCCUUUGCUACUUGAAGUGAAGCACAUAGUUUUAGAUUUUUGCGGGACCUGGAUAUGAACUGCACAUAAAUAUAUAUCUAGACAGAGAGAGAGAGUACAAGAAUUUGCCCAGAAUCUGAUAGUGAGAUGAAUUUGUUCCCCCUGUAUGAUAACUUCACUGUCUGAAAGCACAAUUUUCCAUUCAUCUUUUUGAUGUAAACUUUUAUCCCUGAAUUUUAAAAUUUUAAAGCAUUGUGUGAUGCUUGCUUUACUAAACAAAUUCAGUAAAUGGUUUUUAAUACAAAAAGAGACAGAAUUCCUCCCUGACUUUGGUUUCUUUAAAAAUGUGUUGUUACUAUUUGUCUACUAAGUCUAGGGUUUUGUACACUAGGAAAAUUUUGGAAGUGCUCAGCAAUAUUACUUUCAAAGUUAAAAAGACAUAUGCUCUUGUUUGUCAGAUCUGAAUGACCUUAUAUAAUAUUUUCUUGGCCACUGCAUGUGAAGCGAUUGCUUUGAGUAAAACAUACAGCUUCUGGAAAAGAAGAACAGGGUAAAGAACAAAAUUCUGAUGAUAUGUUUGUUGAUCAGUGUAUUGCUCUUCACAAGGUCCUCAUAAUUGGCAAACCAAGAGAGAAAUUUUCAAAGGUACAUUUUGUCCAUUUUCGGACCAUGUCUAACUGCUGCCACUUGAACACAAAUGUUGGUACUAAUGUAACGUAUGAUGCUGAGAAGCAGUGCACUAACAACCUGUAUGACAUUCACAUUUAUUAUUCUCUUUUGUUUACCAUCUGCUGCUGAGGUUUCAAAGUAAUAGUAGUAUAUAAAAAACUACACAUUAAAUGACAUUCAGUAUUAAAAAGUACGUCAAUAUUACAUUGAAUUUACCAGGUCUGUGUUUAAAUUAUGCAGCCUCAUUUACACUCAGAUCUCACCCAGUUUCAUGUGGGAUUUGUUUCUUGUAUCAGUGUUUGUACUCAUUUGGUUUGAUUGGUAAUUGAAAUCUUAUAAAAAAAUGCUUUGGUAUGCUGCUGGUAAAUUUGUCACAGCAUUAAUUAACAAGAAUAUCUUGAAACUUGCAGAACCCAGGAAAGUAAAACAGUAUAAAAAUGUUUCCUAUUGUGGAAGAUGGCUUGAUUAUGUGAGGUAAGUGUGCUCUUUAAUUCUAUUCUUUAAAUUACAUCACCUAGCUAGUAUUUUUAGAGGCUUGAAUCUAAGAUUGCCAAUGAAAUGAGAGCUUUUAUGAAGUAAUUCUAAAGCCAGGGGAGAUGGUGCAAGGUGGGUAUUUCUACACAAUUUUGCUUUUAGAGAAAAAAAAAGAGAAUGAACAAACUAGUACUGUGAUUGCCUUUGCAUUUUAUUACCACCUAAUAAGCCUGAUUUUGUUUUCACUUCAGGUGAAAUUCACUCCUAUGCAGAAGACCAGCCCAAGACGUGUCAAUGGCUUGACUGGUGCUUGCCUUACCAUUGGCCCUCUUCAGAGGUGUGAAUUUCACCCCAUAGCAAGAAUUCUGUAUUUUCUGGUUUUAACAGUUAAAUGAAGAUUUUAAAUUGAUUAUUUUAUGUCUUCAAAAGAAGGCUGUUAAAAGCUGACUUGUUGUCUAUUUGAGAUUUUUCUUCUUUGAAAGAACAUAUACUAGAAAAUAUUGCAAGAAAAUAUAUUAGAAAUGAGGAUUUUAGUAAGAGGGACAAAAAUAGAGAUGACAAAGAAGACGACAAUAAAACGUUAGAAAGUGUAGCCAUACAAUAAACCCUUAAAACUAUAGGGAUAUAGAUGUCUUUUUCUUAUGCACACAAGUAAUAGAAUGGUAGUGUGACAGUCAUGAACAAAUAGCAUUUCAGGAGGAAAAGUAUAUGUAUGAGGGCACAUCUACGCAUAGUCACUAUCUGUGCACACCUACAUACAUUUGUUGCUUAAAAGAUGAACAAAUAUAGUGACUAAUCUACUUGAUGAAUUAAAAUGUGGCUUCCUACAAAUUGCAUACAAAAAGGCUAAGGAGCUUUUUUCUCCUCAAACAAACCUGCAGGAUGGCUUGCAGAUACUUUGUAAUGAAUUUUCCACAAAAAAAAUUCUUGUUGGUUUGUUCUUCACCUUCUGAGAUUAUUUACCUGUUAUUUGUUUAACAAAGGUCUCUGUUCACUGGAUGGAAGGACCCAACCUUAAUAAAUUCUACACCAACUUGGUUGGGAAUGGGCAGGUAGGAAAAAAAAUCUGUUACGAGAUUAAUUUUAACAGCAAGACUGAAAUAAUUUGCCACUUUAUAUGAAGAGAACUCAGAGGAGAUAUGUGGGUAGUACAUUGGACUCCAAAAAACCAAGCCAGUAAGUUCACAUACCUCUGCACUGUCAGGAUAUUCAUUAUUGGAGUCCCAUCAAUAUGAAGUAGAGCAUAUUUAAGAGCUUCAACAGCCUAUGAGAUAGAAAAAAGUUCUCAUGAUGUUUUAAUGUUCUGGUGAAUUUCAUAAUAUUGAUGUUUUACUUUAAAUCCAUUGAAAACUGUAAGAAAGGAAGAAAACAGUUUUUAUUUGUAAAAGUAUUUCUAGUCCACAUGAUUUCAGGGAGUAUUGGAAAAGUGAUCUCAAUGCAUUAAUCAUACUAAAAAUUUAAAAUGCCAUCCUUAUGACAACAAUGAAAUAUUUGAAAAUACCUUAUUGGCUACAUGUAUUUAAUAUAUGAUAGAUUUAUCUCCUGUAAAAAUAUUUGUGUCAUAUUAUAGGGUACUGUCUCUUUCUUGUUUUAAAAAAAAAAAAAAAAAAAAGAAGAGAAGAGAAGAGAAGAGAAAAAUAAAAGCAUCAGCCAACCUCUCUGAGCACUGUUAGCUGUAUGGUUUGUAUUGCAGUUCAUUCAUUGGUUAAGUGUUAAGACCAAAGACAGACACUCCUAUUAUAUCCAACACUAUGACACUGCUGUUUCUACUAAUUCUGUUGGAAUGAAGAGAUGAGAAGUUGUAAUUACAACAUGAAAUGUAACAUAGUUUAGAUUUGUGCAGCAUUUUGAGCUGUAGAUUUUCACUUUUUUCCAGGGUUUAAAUUUUUGUCAGUGUCUUGUGAUUACACUACUAUUCAUGUGUAUAGGGGUCUUUUGGUGUUCCUAAGAAAACAUGCCAGGACAUUGCUUCUUUGAACUGAAGUUAUACUGGUUUGCUUGCAAAGUUUGCUUGACUGGGUAAAAGAAUUCACUUUCAACCAUUUUAGAUGCAGAGGGUUAUUAAAUCUGGAAGAUACAGCCAUAAAUGUCUAGAAGGAUUUAAUGAAGGAUGUUUAAGAUAUUUGGUUGCUAACAUAAUGUACCUUUUAGGGGUUUUUUGUUUUAUUUGUUUGUUUUGAUUUGUUUUUAGAUUCUAAAUAAUUGCUAAAUAAAAAAAAAUUAAAACUUUACACUAUGGAAUUGUUAUCAGCUGAUUCACUGUAAUGCAUGUGAAAGUUGGAUCAAAAUCUGAGUGUCAUAUUGUUUCAAUCCCUACUCAGUAAAGGUCUUCUAACCCUUUUUGUUUUGUAACCUUCAUGUUAAUGGUUUUCUUGUGUAUAGAAGUAUAUAUAAAAGAUGGGAACUAUUUUCUUACACAUACUAUGCAAUAUGUUUGUAGAACUGCAAUAUUACCAAAAUUACAAAAGCUGUGCUUUUGUACUCUCUUGCUUUAUGUAAAAACAAAUCUUUUUUCUAUUUAAUGGACUGUCUGUCUUAAAAUUUUGGAUAACAUUAUUCAAAAGCAGUACACUGAAACUUUUAAGAUUUUUAUUUUAUUUUCCUUGGACUUUUUUUUUUAAUGAAAAUAAUAGCAAGGUUUUGGAAGUUGGAAAUUUCUUUUCUUGGAAAGCUAGAACUUUUUCAGCAUGUAAUUAACACUCUCAGUUUGAAAUGUUUCCUGUACUUCUUUAAUUUGUCUUAGCAUUUCCAUCUGGUGCUACUAUAUAACCAUAAAUAAAUGUGAUACAUUAAACAGGAAACAUAUCAGAACUAAUUUCAAGAAUAAUCAAACAGGAAUCCUGCUAAGGGUGAGAAGAACAUGUAGAAUAGCUGAUGAGAAACUUUUGGAUUUUCUGUAUAUUUUUGAUAAAUAUUAUUUGUUAGUUUGCAUUUCCUUACUUCUGUCUACAUUAGCAGCAUGGUAAGAGCUUUUAUUUGUUUUUCAAUUGUUUUGUCCUCGCACACAGAAUAUGGUACCGUUUUAUUUCAAACUUUUUUUUUAAAACAACAGACACUGCAUUUAAAUGCAGUGCUUAUGUUAAGAAAACCAGUUUUAAAGAAGUGUAGGCUUUAUUUCUACAUCAGCAUUAGUAAAGUUAAAAUUACAGUGCUGCUUUUUCAUCUACCAUUAGAGCAUAUUACACUGCUCAAGUUCCUUUGUGUCUUGCCAGAAUAAACUUAAACUGUAUGUUUGUUUGAACAGCACUUUUUUACAAGCCACUUGAGAAUUACACAGUCAUGUAAAAAGUGAUGUAACCAACUCAAACAAAUGCUCUCUGUGUUUAACUUGGGCAGUGUCAGUGCUGGUGACAGCACAGCCUUGCACAGAACUCUGGAAAAAAGUAAGGUGAGCAUUUAGGGGGUUUGUUCACACUGAGCUCCUUGAUGCCAUAUUACGAUUUCAUCAAUAUCCAGAGUAGCUAGACAGCAGCUACUUUCACAAUGCCUAAAAAAAUCAGUGAUUUCUGUACAAGAGCAACAGUUGUAUAGAAAUAUCAGUAAUAUAGGAGAGUAUAUCAGUAAUAUAUACUGAUAAGUCUCAAGUGACUAAAACAUGAUAGGUGAUACAGCAAGAAAAAUUAUUCGUAGCUAUUUUACUCAGUGUUGGACAGGUUCCCCAGUCCAAUCUGGAGAAACUACUGACAGUAAAAGAAAAAUAGAAGAUAAGUGAAAAAAAAUCCACCAUAAGCAUUGUGUUGAUUCAACACAGUCCACACUGAGACUAGAAUUUAAUACAAGUUCUCUGUGUAAAAUAUAGAUAUUUCUCCUCUGAAACUUUGAACUGAGCUUCAGAUUACGUUGUUUGAAUUUGAAAGUAGUAUUUGAGCUUUAACCAACACAUUUCUUAUACAGGCCAGGAUCAGGAGAGCUCAGGUAAAAUCUUCUACUGUAUAUCCGGUCUGAUUAGAGUCAAUUAGCCAGAAAAGAAACUAGUCCACUUAACUAAAGAAAAAAAAAAUUAAAAAUUGAAAUCUGAAAGUUUUGCUGAGUUUUGGAAAAAUUUUAAGUGGAUUUCACAUUUUCAAGGAGUGCCCAGCUCUACCAGUGUCUGCAAUUCUGACAUGUUUAAGCAGUGACAGCAAUGUAUAUUAAAACAUUUGGCCUUAUGGCUUAUCAGAUUCACUUAAUGCAUGACUUGAUCUGAGAAGUAAAAUGGCUUUUGUUCAUAUGUAUACCUCCUGGUUUGUGAGACCUGCGAGGGAGAAGUUCAGCUUUCAGCAUCAUCUAGAGCACAAUGAAAAGUAGGAUUUAAGCAUUAGAGAAGCAUUACUGAAGGCAAGAUGUAUUGUUUUCUGUGCUUUAUAAUAUUUUGAGAGCUUGCAUACAGUCAUUCUUUACCGCUGAGAGAUCUGCAUUCUAGCACAAUAACUUAUUUCUAAGUACAUAUUUCAGAACUAUUCUGAAAAAAAUACAUAAUUGUUUUCUUUCUAGGUGAUGUUUACUCAGUUUUCUUGUCCCAAACACUGCAACAGUUAGUAGGUCAAAUCCUCCUUCUUAAUUCCCACCCACUCUUAACUCUUCUUCAGCUGAGCUUCAGUUGUCCCCUUAAGCAUCCUCCUUUCUUCACAAAUAACAAAAGAAUAGGCAACAAAAAGAAUUUUGCCGUCUCUUUAUCAGGAUGCUUCCUCUGUGACUUACUUAAACUGUGUCAAAGGGGAGAUUAUUUGCUUUGUGACAACAGAAGUUAUAUAAGGAAAACACACAUAGGUAAAUAUCAGUUUUAGUCUGUCUUACUAGAAUGAAACUUCUGGAGUGAAAGAUUUUAGACUAUAGGCUUCUUAAUAACUUUUAAUUUCUCAGAAGUUUUGUCAUUCAAUGAAUGUAUUUAAAAUACCAUAAAAUAAAAAUGCAAACUAUCCUAUCCUGUUACAUCUUUUUUAAAAUAGAAAAGGAAUCACUGAGCUCAUUAUUUGUCCCUCUCUACUUAUGUGCUUAUUUACUUUUACAAAUUUGAAAGGAAAAACAGAGCUAAAAUGUUAAAUAGUAUAACGAUAACUAUUUAAAACCCCUAUUAAUAACAGAAUAUUGUUCCUUUUAGUCCAUGACUGACAUUCUUAUUUAUCUUUGGAGAAUUAAUGCUCUAAUUUCUUAUACAGUGGCAAGUCUUUUUGCUGUUUUGUGUGAUCUUUGGGAGAUAGGAAACCUCUGAUGAUAAAGGAAAGAGGAUAACUACACAGUAUUAAAAGAAGCAUCUGUGACAGUAUUCCCCAUGCUACCGUGGAACCAGACAAGAUCUGGGGGCACUUACUCAUGAGGAGAGAGGGUCUUCUACAGCAUUUAAAUAUUGUGAAGAAAACAGUCAGGAUGCUUUCCAGCUCCAUGCUCCCCAGGAUGACUGAGACAUGGUGUUGCAAUAAUAUUCGAGAGACAGACAGAAAGAAAGUGGUUUUCUUGAUCUGCAUAGGGAUGUGUAGGACAGUGGUGCAUAGGCAGUAAAUCCAAAUCAUGUUGGAACAGUAAAAUACAUAAAUAUAGCUGAAAGAUGGAUUUUUUUUUUUUUUUAAGUGCAAAAACAGUCACGAAACUUCUCCCUAAGCCUCAGAGAAACAGAAAGAAAGUCAGGUGAAGAUGUGUCAUAGAUUCCUAGAACGGUUUGAGUUGAAAGGAACCUUAAAGCACAUCUAGAUCCAGCUCCCCUGCCCUGGGCAGGGAGGGCCACCUUCCA
Corvus hawaiiensis (hawaiian crow) is the source of this 8832-nucleotide messenger RNA. It is a transcript of the gene SGCZ, whose product is annotated as sarcoglycan zeta. NCBI's taxonomy places the organism in Eukaryota, Metazoa, Chordata, Aves, Passeriformes, Corvidae. The transcript is spliced from 9 exons. Gene Ontology annotation, biological process: cardiac muscle tissue development; heart contraction. Bases 910 to 1959 code for a protein of 349 amino acids. The record is from RefSeq and is a predicted model, not a curated record. Gene Ontology annotation, cellular component: sarcolemma; sarcoglycan complex.